Messenger RNA from Helicoverpa zea (corn earworm), 1544 nucleotides. RefSeq names its product alpha-N-acetylgalactosaminidase-like. The record is from RefSeq and is a predicted model, not a curated record. Bases 161 to 1471 code for a protein of 436 amino acids. Gene Ontology annotation, molecular function: alpha-galactosidase activity. Gene Ontology annotation, cellular component: cytoplasm. The transcript is spliced from 10 exons. Gene Ontology annotation, biological process: oligosaccharide metabolic process; glycoside catabolic process; glycosylceramide catabolic process. NCBI's taxonomy places the organism in Eukaryota, Metazoa, Arthropoda, Insecta, Lepidoptera, Noctuidae.
CCUUAUCGUAAGCGUCCAAAGCUUGUUAGGCGUGCAUACGGCAUAGACGCCUUGUUCGCAAGUUUCGACCAGAGACAAUUUAUUGUGACAAACCUGUGUACGAAAAUCAAUUGAUAGAAAAAAAAAGUUUGAAUUUGAAAUUGGAACUGAAGUUGGCUCGAUGCUGGUGACAUUACUCCUGCUAGUGGGGGUCUCUUCGACCCUCGCGUUAGACAACGGGUUAGCGCUAACCCCUCCUAUGGGCUGGCUCACGUGGGAGCGGUUUAGGUGCAUCACGGACUGCAAGAAAUAUCCCAAUGAGUGCAUCAGUGAGGACCUCAUCAAGAGAACAGCAGACAUCAUGGUGAGUGAGGGCUACCUGGACGCUGGCUACGAGUACCUGGGCAUCGAUGACUGCUGGCUGGAGAAGAAACGAGGUCCUGACGGCCGCAUGGUACCAGAUAAGGAACGGUUCCCUAGUGGAAUGAAGGCUUUAGCUGAUUAUAUCCAUAGCAAAGGCUUGAAAUUCGGCAUGUACGAGGACUACGGAAACCUGACAUGUGCUGGUUACCCUGGAGUGCUGGGCAAUGAGCGGCUGGACAUUGAGACCUUCGUGGAGUGGGAGAUCGACUACCUCAAGCUUGAUGGAUGCUAUAUACAACCUGAGAAUAUGGACGCUGGGUAUCCGGCGUUUGGUCAGAUGUUGAAUGAUACUGGUCGCUCCAUACUUUACUCGUGCAGCUGGCCAGCAUAUCAGGAAGACGCUAAAAUGCUUCCAGACUACGCGUCUAUAGCUCAACAUUGUAACAUGUGGCGCAAUUGGGAUGACAUCGAGGACUCCUGGGCCUCCAUGACCAAGAUCAUGAACUGGUUCGGAGACAACCAGGACAGGCUGGCCAAACACGCAGGACCGGGCCACUGGAAUGACCCCGACAUGUUGCUAAUCGGUAACUUCGGUCUGACAAUAGACCAGGCUCGCGUGCAGAUGGCAGUAUGGUCGAUCCUGGCGGCCCCUCUCCUCAUGAGCGUGGACCUCGCCACCAUCAGACCGGAGUUCAAGGAGAUCCUACUCAACAAGGACAUUAUAGCUGUUAACCAGGAUCCUCUGGGGAAGCAGGGGUUGAGGGUUUGGAAGAAGACGGAGAGGGGGGCACGGUCUCGCCUGGAGGUAUGGCGGCGCGAGCUGCAGGGAGACGCGCUGGCACUCGCCUUCGUCAGCCAGAGGGACGACGGCAUUCCUUAUGCUGCCAACUUUACCAGUAGCGAGAUGAACGUGCAAGAUGGAUUAUAUGAAGUUCAUGAUUUGUACAAAGACGAAGGAGUCCGUCAUUGGAAUAGCGAAGAAGAUUUUGAAGUUAGGAUUAAUCCAUCAGGUGUGAAAUUCUACAAACUCAUAAGAAAGCCGUCGGCCGAUGUUGUUGUGAAAUCCAAGACUGAUAGCGAUAGUGCCAUGUCUGAAGCCGUUGUGUACACCAUGCUGAACAAGAGCUAGUUUGUAAGAAAUAUCGUUGUAACUAAGUAUCUAGUUAAGUACCUAUAAGAAUACAAAUAAAUGAGUAAGAUAA